This is a messenger RNA of Diversispora eburnea, 876 nucleotides long. NCBI's taxonomy places the organism in Eukaryota, Fungi, Glomeromycota, Glomeromycetes, Diversisporales, Diversisporaceae. The record is from the annotation of a GenBank genome assembly.
AUGCCAUAUUACACAGACACUAUUGUAAGAAUUAAGUGUGUUCGCAAGACUGAAAAGAAUGAUAGUAAUUUAAUCAUAGUAUGGGCUAUUGGCACUUAUCCAGUAGAACGGGAUGAUAAUGAGAUUGAAAUGGUCUUGUUCGUUCUUAUUAAUUUUGGUGAUAGAGAUUCCGAAAUCCAAGCUGUUUUUGAUAAGGAUGGUUUUUAUUCUGUCGGUGAUAAAAUCAUGACAGUUUUUGUUUCUACUGGUUUGACCAUCCUCAACAAUGCCGUUAAUUCGAAUAAAUACCUACUAAAAGUUUCUUUUGUGGGAGUACCUCAAGAAUCACAAUGGGUGAUAGGAAAUGACGAGAAUACCGUUUUGAGUGUUUUUAAUAGUGAUUAUGUUGAUCAAGAUUUUAAUUUUAUUGUCAAAAUUGUAUUCCAGCAUCUUAAUUCUUGGUUUGCACACUUAAAGAGCACAAUUCAUCUACAAGAUUCAUUUAUUUUUGUUGUGGGUCAAAUGGAAGUUAUUGAUAAUGAUUUUUACGUUUAUGCAAAGGAUAUCAAUUUUAUCAAUACUCAGUCUUUGUUUAGGCAAAAGAGUUUUGAUAGUAGUUUGCAUAAUUUGUCCGAAGGAACUACAGAAGUUUUAGACAAUUUUAUAAACGAUAAUAAUGUGUCUUCUUCGAAACAUAUAAAAGUUGAGCCUGUUGAUAAUAUCGAAGGGAGCAAUUUACAAAUUGAUGCUAGUGGUGAUGUUCAGUGUAAUGAAACUGAGGUGGUGGUAAAAAAAAGGAAACGUAAGAGAAAUGUUCUUGGUGAUAAUGGAAAAAGUUCUAGAGGUCGAUCCUUACGUAGUACUUCAAGACCUGAUAUUGAGGGUAAAAGGGAAUAA